Messenger RNA from Daktulosphaira vitifoliae (grape phylloxera), 3301 nucleotides. RefSeq names its product zinc finger C2HC domain-containing protein 1A-like. The record is from RefSeq and is a predicted model, not a curated record. The transcript is spliced from 6 exons. Bases 499 to 1944 code for a protein of 481 amino acids. Lineage: Eukaryota; Metazoa; Arthropoda; Insecta; Hemiptera; Phylloxeridae.
UUAUUACUUUUAAAUAGAACUUAAAAAUUUAAUAACUUAAAAAACUUUAAUUAAAAAUUAAAACUUUUUUAACAAUUAAUUAUUGAAUACUGUUUUCUUUACAUAGACGAAAUUAUCAUUAAAAUAUUUUGUUCUGAAAUAGUAGAAUUGUGUUGCUAAGUUAUUAAACGAUUUUGCUGGUUUUCUAAUAAUAUUUACUGUUAUAUAGGAAAGUGAUAAUUUUACAUUAGUCUAUCACAUAAAAUUACCUUUUUACUUAAGUAAUAUCAAGGUAAAUAUAUAACUCAAAAUGGAACAACCGUGUUCUGAUAAAGGUAAUCCUUUAAUAAUAUAUAGUUACCUGGUGAAGAUGAAGUAAUUGAACUACAGCCAUGUAAAAUUUGUUUUCGUACAUUCCGUCCAGAAUUAUUGUCACGUCAUACUGUGAUAUGUGAAAAAAAUUCUAAAAAGCAAAAAAAACCAUUUGACUCUUCAAAGCAACGCAGAGAAGGUACUACUAUGGCUUCUUAUUUACCACCUGUAAAUAAAAGCUAUGAGCAAAAUGAAUCACAGCAAAAAAUAAAAACUAAUUGGAGACCAAAACACAAACAAUCAAUGAGUGCUGUAAAAUCUAUUAAAGAUCAAAAAGAUGGUGCUAAAGUAUUCACUAUUGGUGUAGAUAAUCAAAUGUGCCCUUAUUGUUCUCGGAACUUUGGACCAAGGUCUUAUGACAGACAUGUUAAGUUUUGUGAAGAAAAAUCACAAAGAAUAUCCACUGCUCCUAUUACUAGUAAGACUGCUAAAGAAAGACUAGAAGCAAGAAUAAAAUAUCGUGCACCAUCAUUAAAAUCACAUCGCACUGCUACAAAAGAAAAGUACUCUCCAAAAACGAAAAAGCUUUCUUCAGAUAUUGAGAAUAUCCAUGUUAAAGUAAUACAGCCUUCUAAAAUUGGUAAAUUCUCAGACUUUCAUCCUAUUACUAAAACUAACUCAAACAUGUCAAAUCCAAGUCUAUUGAUUGAAGAAAAAAAAAACAAAAAUUUUAAAAUCUUACAAAAAAAACCAAGUAUUAAUGGUAAAAUUUUUAAUGAAAAUUCUGAAUUGUCAAAAAAUUUAGACUCACAUACUUAUGAGGAUACGAACAGUUCAAUUGAUAGUUUCAAAAUGUUGUCCAAAUCUGAACCUUGUUUGGAUAAUUAUGAUCCUUAUGAAACAGCUGAACAGCAAAUGAGAGAGCUUGAACUUGAUGUAGUUGAUAUAGGUCUUAAAAAUCCUUUGAUUAUUAAAUCAAAUGAUAAUUUAGAAAAUCUACAAAUAUCUCCUUCUUCGGCAUUUGUCAAAUACUCGCCUGUUAAUUUAUUAGCAUCACCAAAAUCUAAUGAAAGCAUAAUUUUUGAUCAGUACAAUUCCAACACAAACCUUAAUCGCCAUCCUUUACAUAGCCUUAGUAAUUUAAGUUUAUGCUCAAUAGUAAGCCUCGAAUCAGCUGAUUUUAAUAAUAAAUCUCAUAGUGCUAUUGAAAAAAGUUCAGACAAUCUAAAUAGCCUUUUUAAAAGAAAUCUUUCUAAUAACCCUAAAAAUAACAUAGGCAUUGAAAAUAUGUUAUAUGGUGACAUAAGUAAUUGUAAACAACCAGCUGAAUUAAAAUUUGAUAUAGCAGAACAAGAGCUUUUAAAAUCUGUAUCAGAAUUUGAAAACUUACUUAAACUAACUGAUGAUGAUGAUAUAAUAUCGCCAUCAAUAAAUAGAAUCUCUGCUCUAAGUAUAGUCAAUGGGUCAAAUUCUAACAGUAGCGCAGACUCAGCAUAUGGGAGUUUAAAUAGGAAACCUGAUGAUCAUAAGAUAUCUGAAAAUAAUUCAGUGUUGCCUAAAUUAUCAAAAUUCUGUCAUGAAUGUGGCUUCAAAUAUCCAAUUGUAGUAGCUAAAUAUUGUUCAGAAUGUGGUGUACGACGUAUUGUUUUAUAAAGUAAUAGCUUCUAAUUUUAAAAAACAGAGUGUAAUUUCACAAAAAAUAAGUGUGAAUACCUAAUUAAAAAAGGUACACCACAAUAGUUUAUAACUCAAUCAUAAUGUACUUUUUUUAUCUAUUAUAUUCUGUAAAUUUACUAACAUGAUAAAUGUUUUUAUUAAACAUUUAAAUAAAAAAAAUCAUGUUAUCAUUUGACUUAGGGAUUUUUGAAGAACCUAAGUAAUAGAUUUACUGAAUGGCACCUAUAUUUUUCAUGGUGAAAGACGGAACACUUUCUAUUAGCUGCAAUAUUAUACACCUGUUAUUAUAUAUUUUGUAAUUCUGUUUCUUUCCAAACAUGUUUAUCAUAAAUAAUUUUACUAAAAUAACAAGUUAUUUAUUUAUUUAAUUUACCUUAUAAGACUGAUUUUUAACACAAAUUAUAGUAAUAUGGUAUUAGUACUAUGCCUUCUCAAAAAUAUUUUUAAAAAUCAAAUUUUUGAUAAAUUGUUGUAAUGAGCGAUCUAAAUUUAAUUUUUAUACUUUGUAACAUACUAUUUUAAUGCACACUUUAGUUUUUAUAUAUUUGAUAUAUUUUUAAUUUUUAAAAUAUCAUAAUAAACUAGUGUCUUAAUUAUUAAAUAUCUAAAAGACCUUUAUUGAUAGUUUGAUGAAGAUUAUGUAAAGGCGAUAAGUCAUAAAUAGUUACUUUCCAGGAAAUCAAAAAAACUAUAUAAUUUAUUAAAACAUAUGUUAUAUCUUAUUUCAUAUAUUAAUUACUUGAUAACCAUUGGUUACAUUGACAUGAUUUGUUAUCAAUGUUUCUGGUGUGAAAUAUCCUAAACAAUUAAUAUAUAAACUGAAAAUUGACUUAUUCCUUUUUAAAACUUUUCUGUGUACCAAAUUAUAUUACUUUUAAAUGGGCAAACUUGAGGCAUUUAAAUAUCUAUUAUUUUUUAAGCCUUUUAAAUUUACUAAUAUUGUUAAAGAAUACAGAUUAUUUGUUAAGUCACAAAAUCUAUAAAAUAUUUUAUUCCAUUAUUUGUUAUUAUGUUAUAUUUUAAUAUUUAUUUUUCAUUUUAAUUACAAUAAGUGUUAUUGGUUUGAAAAUUUUAACUUAAUUUUAAUUUUUGCUAUUAAUUAAUACAUGAUGUCUGACAACUACAUUUAUUAAAAAUUAUAUCAUGAAUACAAAUAACUUUAUGCAUCCUCCAAUCUAACAUAGUUAAUUUUUAACAAUUUUUAUAUUUCUUACAAUUUAUAUGUAUGUUUGAAAAAAAUAACCUAGUCAAUUUUUAAAGUAUAUUGUUUUUAACAAAAUUUGUAGAUUAAAAGACUAAAAUUUGAAUUUUUUAUUUUGUGUUGUUAUUGUGU